UCCGCACCCCACCUCCAGCCAUGAGGGCCCUGGUCGCUGUGUGUCUGCUGGCGGUGGCCGCCGCCGACCAGACUGCCUCGGCGUCAGCCGGCGCUCCUCCCGCCGCCGGCCGAACCUACCAGGCGGCGCCGGUGCGGCUGCCGGCCGGCGCCGGCCGCCCCGCCGCCCCGGCCGACCCUCGUGCUGGCUACAGAGUCUCCCCGGGCGGCUUCAAGACUCCGGUGGGUGUGGGUGGUAUCCAGCCCGAGUACCAGUACCAGCCGUCGCCGUACGCGUUCGACUACGCCGUCAACAACUACGACUCCGGCGCCCAGUAUUCGGCCAACGAGAACAGCGACGGCAAGCAGACCACCGGCUUCUACAAGGUGGCGCUGCCCGACGGCCGCAUCCAGACCGUCAAGUACACAGUGGAUGACUUCGGCGGCUUCAACGCCGAGGUGUCCUACGAGGGCGAGGCGCGCUACCCGGAGCCGAGCGAGUACAACGUGCCCGUCCACGCCGGCUACAAGUCGGGUCCGUCUGUGGGAUAUAAGCCGGUGGCCAAGGCGCCGGUGACCUACAAGGCUCCGACAUACAACGCGCCGCCCAUCUACAAGACCAACAAGGCGCCCGAGGUCACGUUCGCUCAGGCGGCGCCGCCGGCGAAGUAGAGGAAAGUGCGGGGUGCUGAGCGGAAGGGCCCGGCGGUGGUCGAGGGAUGCUGUGAUGAGUUUUGUUUUGUCCCGGUGAGUGCUUUCAAUAAACAGUGUGUUGGAGAUGAUUA
Amphibalanus amphitrite is the source of this 763-nucleotide messenger RNA. RefSeq names its product cuticle protein 7-like. Gene Ontology annotation, cellular component: extracellular matrix. The record is from RefSeq and is a predicted model, not a curated record. Bases 21 to 650 code for a protein of 209 amino acids. NCBI's taxonomy places the organism in Eukaryota, Metazoa, Arthropoda, Thecostraca, Balanomorpha, Balanidae. The transcript has a single exon.